This is a messenger RNA of Marasmius oreades (fairy-ring Marasmius), 654 nucleotides long. RefSeq lists its product as uncharacterized. Gene Ontology annotation, biological process: proteasome-mediated ubiquitin-dependent protein catabolic process; protein polyubiquitination. Lineage: Eukaryota; Fungi; Basidiomycota; Agaricomycetes; Agaricales; Marasmiaceae. Gene Ontology annotation, molecular function: ubiquitin conjugating enzyme activity. The transcript is spliced from 10 exons. Gene Ontology annotation, cellular component: nucleus. The record is from RefSeq and is a predicted model, not a curated record. Bases 111 to 572 code for a protein of 153 amino acids.
CUUCCCGUCCUUUCCAUUUCAGUAUCAGCUGAAUCUACCCCGACGUGUUCUAGUGCAGCACUUCAGAAUAGGUGUCUGAAGUCUAGUAGAGCUCAUUGAGUUGGAAGAGAAUGACGUCGAUCUCGAGUCGAAGACUUUCCAAGGAGCUCAUGGAAAUCCAAAAUGGCGGGUGUCCUGUUGGUAUUGACCUAGAGAAAGCAGAUGACUUCCAAUGCUGGCGUUUCAGCCUUGAAGUUAUGGGAGAAUCCCUUUACCAGAAUGAGAAGUUCACUUUACAAUUCAGAUUCGACCAACAAUACCCCAUAUCAUCACCUGCCGUUCAGUUCGUUCAGACCGAAGGAAGACAGAUACCCGUCCAUCCACACGUUUACUCUAACGGUCACAUCUGCGCUUCGAUCCUUGGUAACGAAUGGUCUCCCGUCUUGAGUGUUAUCGCUGUUUGCGUUACACUGCAGAGCAUGCUUGCAUCUUGCCGGGAGAAACGACGACCAAUUGACAACGACCGGUAUGUCAAGCAUGCUCCAGAUAACCCUAAGAAGACGCAAUUCCAAUAUGACGAUGACACGGUAUAACAGCACACGACUCUGUAUUUAGCAACUAAUGUAUUUAUAUGGAUGUAGGGUAGUAACCUCUACAAGUAUUCAUCUCGAAACA